This is a messenger RNA of Volvox carteri f. nagariensis, 2333 nucleotides long. RefSeq lists its product as uncharacterized. Gene Ontology annotation, molecular function: transferase activity; pyridoxal phosphate binding. NCBI's taxonomy places the organism in Eukaryota, Viridiplantae, Chlorophyta, Chlorophyceae, Chlamydomonadales, Volvocaceae. Bases 131 to 1801 code for a protein of 556 amino acids. Gene Ontology annotation, biological process: biosynthetic process. The record is from RefSeq and is a predicted model, not a curated record. The transcript is spliced from 9 exons.
GAAAGAAUUGAAAAUUUAUUACCUUAUCGACUUUUGGCCUGUGCGUUCAUCUACAUCACGUCAUAUGAUGGCAUUUACAAAUCUAUAACUUUUAAUUGCCAAAGCUUAAUUGCAUCUACUCCGAGUUGCGAUGGCAGGCAACCUAGAAGGUUUCCGACUUUGGGAUGACUGGCUGGAUGGCUCGCUCGCGCACUUGCGAAAUGCUCAGCUCUUAAGAACGUUAAGGCCAACUGUAUGGUGUAACUCUUCAUCCGAGGCGCUCGUACAUCACGCGGAUCUGGCCGCCUGGGUCUCCGGUCAGGAACCUGUUGUACGACAUUACGAUCAUUGUGCCAACACCGUUGGUGCCGCAACUGCCGUACCACUCCGUCGUGCUGAUAUCACCGAUGAUGUGUCGAGUGUACGACGGUACGACAGUGAUAGGUGCAGCAGCUGCGACGGUGGUCGUGGCGGUGGCGGCGGCGGCGGCGGCUGUGCUGCCGUUGGGGAUUUCAACGGAGCGAGUUCCCCGUCUGCCUCUGCCCCUAUCCGCGAGGGGGGUGUUGGCGAUGUGGGGGGCGGUAGGGGAGGCGGUUACCCGCAGUCGCGCGAGGCGCUGGUGCGAGUUCGUCUCUUUUCUUUAAACGACUACCUAGGACUUGCCUCGCAUCCUGAGGUGGCGGAAGCAGCGGCCAGAGCGGCUAAACAGGUGGGCAUGGGCCCUCGCAGUAGCGCUCUUGUGGCGGGUUAUACACACAGCCAUCGGCAGCUUGAGGAGGGGCUGGCGGAGUUGAAGGGGACACAGGACUGCCUUCUUUUCCCAACGGGUUUCGCCGCGAACCUGGCGGUGAUGACGUCAUUGUCGUACGCAGCUCCUCCAACGUCAGGAACGGAUGGCAGCAGCAGCAGCAGUAGCAGUCUGGCGAUAUUCAGCGACGAGCUCAACCACGCGUCUAUUAUUGACGGUGCACGAUUAGCUUCUAGAAGUGCUGGCAGCGGGGGGGGAGGCGGCGGCGGUGCCGUACAACUUCAUGUGUAUCGUCACAACGACCUGGGCCACCUGGAGGUAGGUUGCUUGUUUUCCAUGGACGGUGACUUCGCGGACUUGCGGGGCCUCGCAGCCCUCCGUCGGCGGCACCCGUUCCUACUGGCGGUGGACGAGGCGCACGGCACCCUGGUUUGCGGGGAAGGGGGAGGGGGAGCGGCGGAGGCGACGGGAGUCGACUUGCACAUCGGCACGUUGUCGAAGGCGUUUGGCGCCCUGGGGGGAUUCGUGGCCUGCAGUGGGCCCAUGAAGCAACUGCUGCUCAACCGGGGUCGGGCGUUUGUGUACUCCACCUCCUUGCCGGUGCCCAUCGUGGAGGCGGCGGCGGCGGCGCUUCGGGUUAGCAAACGGGAAUCCUGGCGUCGUACACACGUGUGGUCGCUUGUACGGCGGCUCGGUUCAGGACUAGGGGUCCCUGCCCUAAGUCCGGUAGUACCGUUGGUGGUUGGGCCCGAGGGUCCCACCCUGGAGCUGUCUUCCAUGUUGCUCCAGGAGGGCCUUAUGCACGUGCCCGCCAUCCGACCGCCCACAGUACCGCCGGGAACGUGCAGGCUACGAGUCAGCCUCUCCGCAGCCCACUCGUACGAAGAUGUGGACGAGCUGAUCCGACUCGUACGGCGGUCCGGUGUAGUGUUGGCACGUCUACCGCAUCUUCUCGAUCCACGUGCUGCAUUACCACCCUGUCGUACACAAAGCGAUGGCGGUGAUGGUCCUGGCAGUAGUGCUGGCUUGUACGGCAACGGCUUGGAGCGCGAUGGGCCGUACAGUCGGUUGUGAAGUGCUGUUGCCGCAGCCCGGUGUCGUAUACACGCAUUCGUACACGUGUGGUACAGAUUAACACGUGCUAUCAUUACACCUAUCCGUUUCGCAGUAUGUUAGGUUUAGACAUUUUGUCUAGCAGAUUGAUGUACACGAAUACGCACAAGUGCGCCUGCAUGUAUGUUUGUGUUGGGUAGGUUGUGUGUGUGUGUGUCUACUACUCGUUCAGCUUCACCCACGAGUGGCCGCUGGACCGCUGGCCGUCAUCUCCCUGCUAUACCCCCCUUCCCCGGUUCUAUGUCCCCCCCCCCGGGGGCACCCUCUCAUCCCGCUGCUCAACCACGUGCGAGUGCCGACAUCUGCCGAGUCCAUUAGCGACGUUUUCGGGUUCAAAACGAGCCUGUUAUGGUCUAGGGAUAUUAGUCCCGCUCGCUGUCGGGUUCGGUUCCGGAAUCUUCCCGAGACAUUUCGCCGCACCCUUACAUACCUGUUGCGUCGGGACGUGUAUGUAUGUAUAUGUAUAUCUAUGCAUGUAAAAAUGCGUGUACGU